AUGGAUGAUGAUAAUAAAGCUGGUCCAAGCGAAUAUUCCGUGCCGAAGUGGCGGAAUAAAAGAUUGACAUCUGCCGAGUUGAGAGCCGCCCUAGAUGAUUCGGAAUCGGAAGAAGAGCCAUACACUGCGUCUGACGAGGAUGAAUAUGUGCCGGAACUGGAAGCUAUGGAUUCUGAAGAGUCAGAUUCAGAAAAAAAUCCUGUAGUUGAGGAAGAAGAGUACUAUGACUCUGAUGACGAAGAUGAAGAAGAAUCGCCCAUAGAGUCGAAUUUAUUGAGUAAAGAUGGCACUCAAUGGUACAGGGAUGCAUUUCCGCAAGCUCAGACAGUUCGUCGCAAUAUUUUACGUCAAAAACCUGGAGCAGCAAAUUACACCGCAUCCUACUCGGCAAAAGAAAUAUUCAAAAUAAUCAUUUCUACGGAAAUGUGUGAUAUUAUUCUAAGGGAAACCAACCGAAAAGCCCAAAAAGUAACGAAUGAUUAUAACAGAAAAAUAAUGGCUAAAAACCGGCGAUUUCAAAAAAACUUUCAAUCGUUUACUGAAAUAGAAUUUGAUGCAUUUCUGGGAAUACUUCUUGCAGCUGGUGUACAUAGAUCUAAUAAAGAACAUAUUUCCGAAAUGUGGAAGUUAGAAUCUUUGCCUCUGAUACGAGCGGCUAUGUCUCGUGACCGAUACAAAAUGUUUUUGAGAUUCAUUCGAUUUGACAAUGAAAGCACACGUAAUGAACGUGCAAAAACCGACAAAGCUGCGCCAAUUCGCGACAUGUGGAUGAUGGUAAUGAAAAUUUGA
Parnassius mnemosyne (clouded apollo) is the source of this 789-nucleotide messenger RNA. NCBI's taxonomy places the organism in Eukaryota, Metazoa, Arthropoda, Insecta, Lepidoptera, Papilionidae. The record is from the annotation of a GenBank genome assembly.